AUGGAGGCUGCCGCCGUCUCCUGCAGCACCAAUAACCGUGAGCUGCAGGCUGGGAGCCAUGUCCGCUCGGGCUCUUGCCCCGCUCUGCUUCUAGAGGCUGUUGGCGAAGACAGGCACGCCCGGAGAGCAGAGCCCGCCGAAAGAACCGACGUCCUCGCCCUAACCCAUGACCUUCAUUUACCUGUGGCUGUGCCCGAAGUUCCCUCCUCACCAAGACAUGAAUUUCCCGCAGACUGGAGUAUUAAAACACGACUUCUGUUUAUGUCUUCCCAACCUUUUACAUGGGCAGAACAUUUAAAAGCACAAGAGGAAGCUCAGGGAUUUGCUCAGCAUUGCAGAGCGACAGAAACAAACUUGCCACAGAGUGUACAGGAACCAAAACUGUCCACAGAACUGCGCUGUGCCUUUCAGCAAAGCCUUGUUUACUGGCUUCACCCUUCACUGCCAUGGCUGCAGCUGUUCCCUCGCAUUGGGGCAGACAGAAAAAUAGCUGGAAAGGCCAGUCCUUGGUCACAGGAUGAAGCCUUGCAACAAGUGCUAAUGAGCGACUGGGCUGUCAGCUUUACUUCUCUGUACAAUCUGCUCAAAGCCAAACUGUGUCCCUACUUCUAUGUGUGUACCUACCAGUUUACUGUCCUGUUCCGUGCAGCUGGUCUUGCGGGAAGUGACGUUAUCACAGCCGUCAUUUCCCCCACGACGAGAGGUUUAAGGGAAGCCAUGAGAAAUGAAGGGAUAGAGUUUUCUUUACCUUUGGUAGAAGACAGUAGAACCAGGAAACAGAAAAACUCUGAAGUGAAUUUGGAAAUGGAAGUCGCUAACAGCCUCGAAGUGGGCAACAGCAUGGAAGAAGGAGAGGAACCAGCUCCAAGCGAUGAGGAUGAUGACGACGACAGCUUUUCUUGGCUUGAGGAGAUGGGAGUCCAAGAUAAGGUUAAGAAACCAGAUGCUAUUUCUAUUAAGCUUCGCAAGGAGAAGCACGAGGUGCAGAGGGACCACAGACCCGAGUCCCUCGCGUUAGUGAAAGGAACAAACGCGUUCACCUUGCUGAACUUCUUGAUAAACUGCAAGAGCCUGGUGGCUGUUGCAGGUCCGCAGGCAGGGCUUCCGCCAACUUUGUUGUCUCCUGUUGCUUUCCGAGGUGGAACAAUGCAAACACUCAAAGCUCGAAGUAUAAAUGCCAAAGCCAGGGUUGACUUGGCGUAUGAGGACGUAUUCAGCCUGGAGAUCGUUGGCCCUGUCCUGCCUCAUUCCCUGCAUUCCUUGACUAUGCUGCUCAAAGCCGCGCAGAGGGGAGCGUUCUCUGCUGCCUUAUACACACAUGAGCCCACUGCUGUGUUUAACGCUCAGCUUGACCAAGCAAGCCCUGCCUUCAGCCAGGAAACCCUACACAAAGAUCUGCUUACGUGUGGACUGCAUCCCAAGACCCUGGAUCAGCUGAGUCAGUGUCCAACAUUGGGAAAAUCUUCCAUCCGAUUCCUGGAAAUGCGGGAUUAUGCUUAUACCUGGAAGCCAUAG
Opisthocomus hoazin is the source of this 1515-nucleotide messenger RNA. Lineage: Eukaryota; Metazoa; Chordata; Aves; Opisthocomiformes; Opisthocomidae. The record is from RefSeq and is a predicted model, not a curated record.